GCCACCCACCCCCGAACGCCCCGUCUGUGUCGUGUCGUCACAACGACACCGCACUCCUCCCCGACCUCCGCUCACCGCCUCAGCCAGUCGCAUUUUGACGGUGGACCACUGUGUACGUGAUUACCUUCCUCCUUUUUAACCACAAAUACUUGAUUACCCUAAAUACCCGCAAUGGCCUGCUCAGUCAGCGACGCUCCCUCCCUCAAGGACUUGCCGAAGGUCGCCACUGAUCUCAAGAGCCAGCUCGAAGGGUUCAACACCAGCUGUUUGAAGGACGUAGACACCAACGAGAAAAUUGUGUUGCCAUCUGCUGAAGACCUAGCGAACGAAAGGCAACAUUCAGCGCUUCUACAAGGCGUAGAACAAUUCCAAACUUCCUCCCUCAGGAGAACAGACACCGUAGAAAAAAUUGUACUACCAAACGCACUAGAUGUUGCCACCGAGAAAAAUCAAAAGUCCCUAUUCGAUGGAAUUGAAAAGUUUGACGCUAGCCGGUUGAAGCACACAGAGACACAAGAAAAGAACCCCCUUCCUGAUAAAGAUGUUGUCGCCGCGGAGAAGGCACACCAAAACCUGCUGGAGGGGGUGGAACACUUUGACAAGAGUCAGAUGAAACACGCGACCACAGAAGAAAAGAACCCGCUGCCGCCUAUGGAAGCUAUCGAAGCUGAGAAAGAGAAGAACAAGUUCUUAAAUGGCAUUGAGAACUUCGACCCCACUAAGUUGAAGCACACGGAGACUUGCGAAAAGAACCCACUACCCACCAAGGACGUCAUCGAGCAGGAGAAGACUGCCUGAACUGCUCCAUCCAAGCUCUCGCAAUUAUAUCCCGCUAGUAUCGCCGUAUUUUAAAAUCGAUGUAAGUUACGUAAUCGUCCCGUUUGUGGUGUCCAUUGGGCGGUAAGGGUUGCCAAACCUUAAACUUUCGUUUGCUUUGAAUCUUUUCUCCGAAAACAAAUGUAAAUUCGAUGAAAUCAAUCGCCAGAGCGCUUCCCAUAUAAUUAGGUAAAAACUGGGGAAAUAUGAAAGAGUUGGCAACCCUAAAAGUAAGGAAUGUUCUAAUGUGGAUAGAUUAAAAAAAAGGAACGGAUACCACUAAUGGGUCCUUAUCAUUAGUUGAUAGGAAUCAAAAUUUCUAUGUCACUUUUAACGGUAUAUAUUUUAGUAAGUGUAUUUUACGAGCAUUUUAUAAUUUAAUUUAUAUUGAAGAAAUAAUUAAGUAUUAUGUCCAGUACUGAUUUAUUUAAGCUGGGAACACAUUGCACUCCAACUUAUCUUGAUUGUGCUUGUGUUCUCUAUUAAUUUAGUUGAGAAUAUUUUAUAUUUGAAUUAAAAUGAGAUUCACGCAUCUGUAUGUAUGAGAUGCCUCUGGUCUGGUCAAUAAAUAAAUUAGGAGUGUAGUUACCAACUCUCAUUUGGAUCUAAAUUUAUUAUUUGGCUUUGAUUUCACUGUUAAUGUUAUAUUUCACGAAAUAUCAUGUUAACCGAGAAAUAAAACAUCGAAAAAGUUGUGUAAUAAUAUUGCUCAAGCUAUGAAUGUAAUAGAUAAGAAUCUGUCUGGUUCCAGAAAAGCAAUAGUUUUUCAAGAUUUGUACUGAAUUAGAAUAACAAUAAUAUUUUAUAUUGUCAUAUACAUCAAUAAUUUUUCAAUUUUAUAAUAAUUGUAUGCUAUCGAUGCCAAUACUGAAAACAUUUUUACCGGAAUUUUGUAUGUUUUACAGACGGUGCUUUUUAUAAAUAUAGAUUGAGAAAAACAA
Molecule: messenger RNA, 1757 nt
Organism: Plodia interpunctella (Indianmeal moth)
Lineage: Eukaryota; Metazoa; Arthropoda; Insecta; Lepidoptera; Pyralidae
Gene: cib
Product: ciboulot
Exons: 6
Coding region: 172-798 (208 amino acids)
Biological process (GO): actin filament organization
Cellular component (GO): cytosol
Molecular function (GO): actin monomer binding
Source: RefSeq, a predicted model, not a curated record